AUGGAAUGGCACAGUUCUCGUAAUCGAUUGAAUAUGUCGCCACCAGAGGAAGCUACGUUGGAAUACGCAAAAUACCUUGUCGACUACACGAAAGAUGGAAGCCGACUCAUUUCUUUCCACAAUGAGCUGAAUAAUUUCUACUUACUACGGGAGUCGACAAGAAAAUCGCUAAAGGAACUUGUUGAGAAAGAUCAGUCAUUUCGUACAGUUUGA
This is a messenger RNA of Angiostrongylus costaricensis, 213 nucleotides long. NCBI's taxonomy places the organism in Eukaryota, Metazoa, Nematoda, Chromadorea, Rhabditida, Metastrongylidae. The record is from the annotation of a GenBank genome assembly.